Molecule: messenger RNA, 1845 nt
Organism: Pistacia vera
Lineage: Eukaryota; Viridiplantae; Streptophyta; Magnoliopsida; Sapindales; Anacardiaceae
Product: putative lipase ROG1
Source: RefSeq, a predicted model, not a curated record
UACUAUGUAACGCAUUGUAGUGGCAAGCCCAGUUCAGCCCUCCACUCUAAAGUUUGAAAACAAACACAUAUGACAUCACGCAUAACUAACACAACUGCUGUGUUAGAAACUUCGGGUAAUACUAAUACAUGAACCUUCCGUCUUCUCUUCAAUCAAAACGACAUCCAACUAUCCAAGUCUCUUAUGCGAUGGCUUCUAUUGAAGGAGGUUCUGCUUCUUUACAUGUGAGAGGAUCCAAGAAGGAGCAAGUUGCUCAGAUCAAGAAGAGCUAUGAGAAUGAGAAGGAGAAGAAGAAGAGUGCGAGAUAUUCGCAUAUCCCGAGAUUUUCUUGUUUGAAAACCAAAACAGACGAGAUGGGGAAUUUCGACUUGGAGAUGGAGGUCAAAACUGAUCAAGGAGACCGGCCGAGUCCUACUCACCUCGUUGUAAUGGUUAAUGGUAUUAUCGGGAGUGCUCCAAAUUGGAAAUAUGCUGCAAGACAGUUUUUGAUGAAGUAUCCUGAGGAUCUAAUUGUUCACUGUAGUAAGCGUAAUUCUUCAAUGUUGACAUUUGAUGGUGUUGAUGUAAUGGGAGACAGAUUAGCACAAGAGGUAAUAUCAGUCAUUAAACGUCGUCCAAGUGUCCAGAAGAUCUCAUUUAUUAGUCACUCCUUGGGUGGCCUGAUAUCAAGGUAUGCCAUUGCUAGGCUUUAUGGACGAGAUGUCACCAGUGAACUUCCCCAAGGAAAUGGAGAAUAUAGGGAUAAUGGAUCUGGAGAUACAUUCCAGAAUGGAAAAAUUGCUGGGCUGGAGCCCAUAAAUUUUAUAACCUCAGCGACUCCUCACCUUGGUUCAAGGGGUCAUAAGCAGGUCCCAGUAUUUUGUGGCUUUUACACCCUGGAAAAAGCAGCUGCCCGUACAUCCUGGUUUCUUGGUAGAACUGGGAAACAUCUAUUUUUGACUGACAGUGAUGAAGGAAAACCUCCUCUUCUUCUUCAGAUGGUCACUGACUGUGAAGAUCUUAAAUUUAUAUCUGCCUUGCAGUCCUUCAGGCGUCGCGUAGCCUAUGCAAAUGCACGCUUUGAUCACCUUGUAGGGUGGAGUACAUCAUCACUGCGGCUUCCGGAUGAGCUCCCAAAGAAGCAACAUCUUAGGAGAGCUGACAAGUACCCACAUGUUGUAAAUGUGGAGACAGCAAAAACAGCAAGUCCUCGAGAAGAAAUCAAUUUGGAGAGCAUAAAACCUGGAAGUGAAACUGCUGACAUUCAAGAGAAAAUGCUCAGAGGUUUGACGGCUGUGAGCUGGGAACGGGUUGACGUUAACUUCAGUGGAAGCAAGCAAAGAUUUCUGGCUCACAGUACCAUUCAGGUGAAAACCUAUUGUAUCAAUUCUGAUGGAGCUGAUGUGAUCCAACAUAUGAUUGACAAUUUUAUCCCUUGAAAGGUUCCAAGUUGUUAUAGUUGCAUUUUAAAUGCAAUUUUCAGUGGCUUCUUGAGCUAUUGAAAUCUAUGAGGGAAUCCUAGUUUUAGUGACUUAAAUCUGAACCUGGGUUCAAGGCAGCUAUUAUGGCAGAUCUCCGCAAUUUAGACAAAAAUGGAAUUGUGAUGCUUGAUCUUGGGUAGAGAUGGGCGAUAGUUUAGCACAGACCAUAGUAAAGAAAGAGAAAUGAGGGAGAGAGAGACACAUUGAUGUAAUUCUUAUUUAGUAUUAUUCCUAAUAACCAGAAGUUCUAAAUAUAGAAUAAAAGGUUAUAUUACAUUUUACUUCGGGAAGGUGUGGGAAUAGAUGGAUAUUAAUUUGUAUUCAGGUUAGACAGCCUAGCUAUAAGCUCAAACAAUGUGAAUUGAAAUACCCUCAUUCUUAUUGA